Molecule: messenger RNA, 1083 nt
Organism: Chenopodium quinoa (quinoa)
Lineage: Eukaryota; Viridiplantae; Streptophyta; Magnoliopsida; Caryophyllales; Amaranthaceae
Product: RNA polymerase II C-terminal domain phosphatase-like 4
Exons: 1
Coding region: 1-1083 (360 amino acids)
Cellular component (GO): nucleus
Molecular function (GO): RNA polymerase II CTD heptapeptide repeat phosphatase activity
Source: RefSeq, a predicted model, not a curated record
AUGGAGGGACAACAACUAGACGAAGAAACAGGCAUUAAUAAUUCUCGACUCGAAUUAUUAUCAUCAUUGUUAGGCCAAGAAAUUGCGUUAGAAAUUCAAAGUAACAACACAAUUGAUGAUCAUCGUACAACAAUAUGCUCACAUCCUGUUUUUUUACGAUAUACGUGCACUAAAUGUGACCAAGAAAUUAACGGUACAAUUUCUACCAUACCCUUUUGGUAUAUUUACCCUGAUUUAAAUCUAAGUUUUAACGAGAUUAAUCGUAUUCGUGAUACCAAUUUGCAAAGAUUAUUAUCCCGAAGAAAGCUUCAUUUAGUUAUUGAUUUGGAUCAUACGCUUGUUCAUACACGAAAAAAAUACAAAUUAAGUCCCGAAGAUAGGGAUUUCGUUCGUACGAAAAGAUAUGGAAUUGAUUAUAAUUUGCCAGGGGAAUUAGGUGCAUUGUUGUUUCAAGCUGGUGGUUCGUGGACUAAAUUACGGCCGUAUGUACGUGAUUUUCUUAGAGAGGCGAGCACGAUGUUUGACAUGACGAUAUAUACUCUAGGGUGUAAGUUUUAUGCUUGGAGUAUGUCGAAAUUGCUCGAUUCCAAUGGGAGGUAUUUUGAUAAUUGGAGGGUGGUUUCGAGGGAUGAUUGUGUAAUGUUGGAUAAGCACAAGAAAUUUUUGGAUGUUGUCUUGGAGCAUGAGCGCGUUGUAGUGGUAAUGGAUGAUAAUGAAGACGUGUGGGAGGAUCAUAAGACGAAUUUGUUGAAAAUAACACCGUAUAAUUACUUUUCUUACUUUAGUCCUGAGGAUAAAGUUCAUGAUGCUUCUCCUCCGCGGCUGUCUUGGUCUCAGUUGAAUGAGGAUGAAAGCGAGGAAAAUGGGGUGCUAGCUAGAGCUUUGGAUAAGUUAAGGCUUGUUCAUGCUGCUUUCUUUGAUGGUUUAUCCGCGAAUGGUGUAGAGGAUUAUGGUGACCGGGAUGUUAGACAAGUUCUUCAAAGGGUGCUGGUGAAGGAAAAAUCAUUGACUAAGAAGCAAAAGAAGCAGAAAGCUAAGAAGAUUAGUGAUUUGUCACGAGCUUUACAAGCUGCUCAUCUAUAA